AUGAGUGACUCUCCUGAGCCUGGAGAUCAGCAGUACGAGAUUGAUCCCAACAUUCUCGCUGCUUUACCGGAGGUCGCCGAGGUUCUGGAGGCGACACACCAUGGAGAAUCUGCUUGGGCCAAGGCCAUGCGCAUCAAAGUGCGCCACACUGACGGCAGCGAAGAAUGCUACUUUAUGAAGGUUUCCACAGGCUAUCACGGGCGGGAGGCGCUGAAAGGCGAGUUUGCCUCGACAUCAGCCAUCUACUCCAUCACGCCAGACUUCUGUCCCAAGCCACUCGCGUGGGGUACCUUCCAGGACGAUCCGGAAUCCCACUUCUACUUGUGCAAGUUCUAUGACUUUACCGAGGGCUUGCCUGAGCCUAUUUCAUUCUGCAAGAAGCUGGCCCGACUUCAUUCCAGCCACACAUCGCCCGAGGGCAAGUUUGGUUUCCACUGCACUACAUAUAAUGGGGACCUGCCGCAGGACAAUACUUGGGUUGACACCUGGGAAGCCUUCUUUAGCAAUGGGUUGCGGCAUGUGUUGAGGGUUCGAGAGGAGAGAGCCGGACCCAGCCAAAAGCUUGAUGCGCUUCUCCCUCCGCUUUUUGACAAGGUUAUCCCAAGACUCUUGCGGCCGUUGGAGAGUGGGGGCCGGAAGAUAGAGCCUUCUCUAGUGCAUGGCGAUCUGUGGUGUGGAAACGCAGGGAUCAUCGAUGAGAGUUCCGAGGAGGGCAUCGUUUACGACCCUGCCAGCUUCUGGGCACACAAUGAAUAUGAGCUGGGUAACUGGCGCCCUGUGCGGAAUAAGUUCACUCAGCGAUAUUUUGAGGCAUAUCACUCCCACAUACCCAAAGCUGAGCCUGAGGAGGACUAUGACGACCGUAACGCCUUAUAUUCCUUGAGGUUCAAUUUGCAUGCCGCCGCCCUGUUCCCCGGCACCGAGUCGUUUUUAGACAUGGCCAUAGAAGAGAUUUGGAGGCUCACGGAACGAUACCCCGAAGGAUACACUGAAGAAGCUGAUGUUGUGGUCCAAGAAAAGGGGGUAGAACUGGUAGGCCCCCGAAUUGAGACGGGCCGGGCCGACCCUAGCUCAUUUCUGAAGCGUGCGCUAGGCACCUACCCAGGUACCUAA
Molecule: messenger RNA, 1113 nt
Organism: Phialemonium atrogriseum
Lineage: Eukaryota; Fungi; Ascomycota; Sordariomycetes; Cephalothecales; Cephalothecaceae
Product: Fructosamine kinase-domain-containing protein
Exons: 6
Coding region: 1-1113 (370 amino acids)
Source: RefSeq, a predicted model, not a curated record